GCCCUCCAGCGGGAGAGCCCUUCCAGCUGCGGCGCUGCUGAGGCAGGGAACCUCCGCGAGAAGUGUCGCCUCCGCCGCCGCCCUUAGAGCCGGUCCCUUUCGCCAGGAGCGAGAAGAGGCUGAGGCUGGGAGAGGAGCAAAUUGCAGGGGAAGGUAGAGAUUGUGGCAAACUUUCUAGCUGCUUCUGCGUGCUGCUGCCUCACUGGUGGGAGUGUCUGCCCGUAAGGAACUGCAGAGCCCAAACCCAGGAGCCCUGAGGCUCCAAAAACGACUCCAGCCGCCUUUGGAGGACGAUCUGCCAGCAGUGCAAGAUUUUGCAUAUACGGCUGAGUAGAUUAUUCAGCUCUAGAAGAAAGAUUUGUCGUCACAAAUUCCUUUGAAAGCACAAUGGAUGCAUUUUAGAGUUCUACAGAAGUCGUCUAGGAACAAGAACAUUGGACUUUGAGGAAUAACAGAGUUCAGAGAGCCCAGAAAUUGGUCACUAAUAAAGCCUCUUUGGCCAUACAGCUUGGAAAUGAAUACCAUUGAGACAGCAAAGCUUGAAGAGCACAUGGAGGGUCAGCCAAAUGAGACUUCUAAUGGCUACUCACGACCUACUCUCUCAGUCAGUGAAGAGAACAAAAAUGGCACUAGCAAACCAAAGGGCUUGUCUAAUGGCUUGCGAAAAACAGCAAAGAAGUAUCCUGAUUACAUCCAGAUUGCUAUGCCUGCUGAAUCUAGGAACAAAUUCCCUCUGGAAUGGUGGAAAACAGGCAUUGCCUUUGUCUAUGCUCUCUUCAACUUGAUUUUAACAACUGUCAUGAUCACUGUGGUCCAUGAGAGAGUACCUCCAAAGGAGCUAAGCCCUCCCUUGCCUGACAAAUUUUUUGAUUACAUUGAUCGUGUGAAAUGGGCUUUUUCUGUAUCAGAAAUAAAUGGAAUGAUACUACUUGGAUUAUGGAUAUUCCAGUGGUUGUUUCUUAGAUACAAAUCAAUAGUGGGACGCAGGUUCUUUUUUAUAAUAGGAACUUUGUAUCUGUACCGCUGUAUUACCAUGUACGUUACCACCUUACCUGUGCCUGGAAUGCAUUUUCAGUGUGCACCAAAGUUGAAUGGAGACUCUCAGGCAAAGGUUCAGAGAAUCCUGCGACUGAUUUCUGGUGGUGGUCUCUCCAUAACUGGAUCCCACAUCCUGUGUGGAGACUUCCUGUUUAGUGGACACACUGUAGUAUUAACGCUGGUCUAUCUGUUCAUCAAAGAGUAUUCACCACGUAAUUUCUGGUGGUAUCACUUGAUCUGCUGGCUGAUGAGUGCUGCUGGCAUCAUUUGUAUCCUGGUUGCUCAUGAGCACUAUACCGUAGAUGUCAUCAUUGCCUACUAUAUCACCACACGGCUCUUCUGGUGGUACCACUCCAUGGCUAAUGAAAAGACUUUAAAGGUGUCUUCGCAGACGAAUUUUCUCUCUCGAGCAUGGUGGUAUCCAAUAUUUUAUUUCUUUGAGAAGAAUGUGCAAGGUUCUGUUCCUUGCAGUUUUUCCUGGCCAAUAUCUUGGCCUCCCAGCUGCUUCAAAUCUUCAUGCAAAAAGUAUUCACGGGUUCAGAAGACAGGAGAGGACAAUGAAAAAUCUACCUGAAGAAAAGAAGGAAAGCAUCUGCUCUGUUUUUUUUCAUUUUAGAUUUUUUUUUACCAAAACAUUAAUGCUGUAACCAAAGUUCUUAAGAAGACUGUAACUGAAGAAGUGGACCAAGCUUCUGUGCAAUUGAUGAAAAGACAAUUGUAGACAUAUAUAUUGCAUUUCAGAUGUUUUCUUCUCAUCUGGCUGUACAGACCUAUUCUACUCUUCAGUGCUGAUGAAAAGCACCACUGAUGGGAUUUUUUUUUAAUUAAAGGAAAAAAUGGAGCAGGAUUGUGCUUUAUUAAUGAGAUAGAGGUGCCAAAGACCACAGUAACACUUCCAUUACUAUCACUCAUCUAUCACUCAUCCACAGAAGCACCCAGAAGUCUCCUCUUCAGAGCUCUGCAGUGCGUAAGGGCAAAAACAUGCUAACAUGUAAACGCACGAUAUUGGCAUACUGAGGUGUAUAAAAAAAUAACACAAUUGUGGGAAGUGGUUUGUUGCAUUAUUCUUGUAAUGAAGGUAAGGCCUUUGUGUGACUGGUACAGCUAGAAGCAAGUCUGGCUUUUUUACACACUGUGGGUAUGAAUAUCUUAGGACCCUAAAAUACUACUUACCACUGUUAACUCCCAUGUAUUCUACUAUAUACCAAUUUUUACAUUUUUAUUAGUAAUUUUAUAUUUAAAUAGUUGUUACCUGAUGAAUUUGCAAAUUAGAAACAGCUGCUAGCUCAAGGAGCCUAAAAUUUUAUUUUUAGUAAGAGACAGUUUCAACAUCUGAAUCUUGAAUUACAACUGGCCUUGUGUAUAUAGCUCUACAGUGCCUGUCAGUGUAUAUAGAUGCAGAUAUACACAAAAGCACAUACCUUAAACAAAAUUACUUACUGGGAAGAGUAAUCCUAGAGUUCUUGAUGCAGGCAGAAGUUGUACAGCUCUCACCUGCUUGAGGAAUGCAAGGCCAGGUCCAAAAUGGGGCUAUAUUUAAAAUAAACAUUUUAAUUUUAGUAGCAAUCUCUUGCUGAAGCUAUGUAGCAGGUUUGCUUGGGAGCCAUAGUUCUCCAGUGAAUUUCUGUCUUUUACCUCUUGACACAUGUUUCUGUGACUUACUUAAAAAAAACAACCAAACAAAAAAGUGCUAAGAUAAAAUAUCUACAACAGCAGCAUUUCUUCAAUUACAACAUAAAAUAAUUUCAUAUUAAAUGACACUGUGGUAGGCCUCAAAAAUAGAUUACCUUUUUUUCCCAGAGCUGCAGUCCAGCUAAAAUGGCUAUCUAAACAAGUUGGCUGAGAAUGGGGGAAACUACCAUGGGGUGAACAAGUAACAAAACCACAGAUUAACAGCUGCCGUUUCUUGUUGGUUUGUUGUUUUGUAUUGUUGUGAAAGCAGAGUAGAAAAUUAGCACACCAUGUUUAGCCAUUUAUAUUCUGUAUUAAUUUCUAUUAAGUUAACUCAAUAUUUUUUUCAGAUAUUCACUAAAACCUAAUGAAAAGAUAAAACUGCGUUGUGUUGAGGUGAUACUAAUAUAAAUGAAAUGCUGCAUAUUUUAAGAAUGUCUUGAACUGAGUGACAAGUGUGAACACAAUUUAAAUAAUGACAACUUUUUAAAAAGUCCAGAGUUAGUUAUAAAAUGAAAUACAGAGUAUUCAAAUAUAAAAUUUUUCAGUUAAGGGGAUCUUUUCUCUGAGUUGUACAUGAGAAUAUUUUUGUGCAUUUCAAAUAUUUUUGUGCAUUAUCAAAAUAAUACAAUAAAAAGUGUUCGUUUCAAUACAUUUUUUGGAAAAACUUAGUUAAGAAAGAAAUUCUGCUGUGGUUUGGUUGUGUUAUUUAAAAUGAGUUUAGCGGACUCUGAUAAUGUGCCCCUCAAGUUGUGUGUAUAUGGGCAUACCUGUGCUUUCAUUUGCUUGCUUCUAGCAGACCUUGAACAGCUACAAAGCCAGUAUCAAAAAACUUUUGGAAAUCCUUUUUCUCUGUGAUACAAAUGAAUCUGUUCAACACCAGUCAGUAUAUCUCCCGAGAUACUUGUUAUAGCAGUACUACUUCAUAGAUCAUCAUUUUUAAAGCUAAAAUCUAAGCUUUGUGAUACCUUAAAUAUGGUCAUGUUAAUCCACUUGUAGUAAUGCUAUCUUUUAGGAGUUAUGAAAGGAUUUCUUUGAUAGUCACUGUGCCUUGAAAAUAGCAUGAUGAAAAGCAUUACCUAAGGAGCUUAGAGUGGUUUUCAUCUGUUGGCUGAAAAAUAAAUACUUUGACAGUGGGUUUUCUGUAAUAGAUCUGCACAGUUUCAUGCAGGAUGAGGUGUUUGGGGUUUUCUACAUUUAUUCCUGUUUCAGAAGGAAAAAAAUGUGAAAGUGAUGAAAUAGAACUAAGUAAAGACUCUGCUUUUGUUGGGCUGCAUGAGCUUUUAUUCUACUGCUAAAUUUGAUAGAGACUUCUGUUUUAGUACAACAGGAAAGUUUAAGUAGCAGCUCUAGCUCAAAAUACUUGGUUCCUGUUCUGGCUUGGUCCUCCCUUAAGUACUUAAUAUUUAUCCAUUGUAUGAAAGCUCUCAAAGGGAUAUUUGUGUGUUUAAUCAGCAGAAAGCCCCAGUUUUCUAUCCUCUCAAUAGCUUUUAAGUGCUUUUACAAACUUGGAUGGUAUAGCUGUAUUUGAUGACUCUUUAGACCUAUAUGUAAGGUGAUAAAAUGGGGUAAGUAAUGAUAUAUUCUAGUUCUUACUGUUAUAGUAAUUUAUCCAAUAUAAACCACAACUGCUGUGUAAAAAAUUACUAAUUGUAACAUCUUGGUGAUCAUUAUAAACAAAUACCACAAAGCUUAAAGUAUAGUUUCAUCAUAAGAAGCAAGAGAUUGCAGUAGGUAAAAAGGAGAAACUUGGACUUCCCUUAGGAAGUAGGUAGGAUGGGACCUACCAUCAAGUGGUUGUUGUAUUAUUUGGUCUGUGUAUUAUGACAUACUUUGCAGUGUGUCACUAAUUAUUUUUUUUCUAGUUACAGUAAUAUUUCUCAGACGUCACAUGAGCUGCCCCUUUCCUGUGACUAUAACAUGCUCCUCUCGACUGAAGAGCAUUUACAUAUUGAACUUUACAGACACUUGGUAAAAAAACCCCACUACAUUUGUGCAUAUCAGUAUGAUUUAAAUGCCGAUGGGCUUUCUUAAAAUGCAUAACAUAAAUUUAAAUCUGGAUUUUAAAUGUUAACUUGAGCAUUUAAAGAAAUGUGCUGCUAAGUGGUCAUGCUACAGAUGCUUACUCCUAAUGCCAGAAAUUGUUAACAUCUACUUGAAAGCCCUGUAAAUGGACGCCUUUUUCGGUACGUGCUUAGCGCUCCCGUGUGGACACAAAUGGUACUGUUAGUUAUCCCUCACUGCUGUUUUCUUGGAAAGAUCGCCACAGGUGGCGUAGUAGCAAAAAUAGCUGUGCUAAACAUUGCUAUGAACCCUAGUACGGGAUUUGCUGCCCUCCUUAAAAAAAUCUGGUUGGGAGAAAGAAAGUUUAUGUUAAAAUACACUACCUUCGUGUGAUAGAGAAAUAAAGCUCAGCAACAGAGACAGAACUGGGAAGUCUUAAAAGAGAUGAGAGGCCAUUCUCUUAAUUGGAUUAUUGCAAAUCUGCUUACUAGGGUCUUAAAUCAGAAUCUCUGUUCAAUCUCUGGCUUUCUCUUAUCAGUAGUAUCUGGCUAGACAGUUUAUCCUAAGUUGUUUGGUACUAACCCAAAUUCUUUUUCUCAUUUCAUUAGAUGGAAUGUUCUAGAGACAGAUCCAUUAGCUUCAGUGCAAGAUGAAGUCUUUCCCAUUAACUUUAAAUGAACUUUCUCGUGCCUCUAUGUUACUGUUUAUGUUUGCUUGCAGGAUUUUUUUUCUUUGUUAGUGGGGUUUUGGUUUUUGUGGUUUUGGUUUUGUUGGUUUUUUUUUUUUUUUAUGCAUAAACCUUGAAUCUUAAAGAUUCAUGGGCUUGUUUUGAAGAUGGGUCCAAGCUGCCAUAUGAACUAGAACCAUUUUGCCUUACUGGCAGAUGUAAUAGUUGUAAAACUCCAUUGUCAUCUUGAUAUUUUUACAAUAUACAUGUUUUGGACUUACCUAGAACUCUUUACAUGGGCACACAAAAUUAGAGUGAUGCUAUGAGAUUGAUUUUACAGUGCCUGGAAUAGAACACUUCAAUACAGAACUGUUCAAUGUCUUAAAUUCAGUUACUGAGAAUAGGGAUCUUAAAAGUAAAUACUCCUAUUAGGCAUCAUUCAAGUGGGUACUGCUGCUUAAGUACUCAUUAAAAAAAUAUGCUAGCACGCCAUUCAAGUAACUAUGAUGCUUCUUAGAAUCCAGAGAAAAGUGCUGAGAAACAAAGGCAUUUUGCAUGAAAUUGAGCUUAAACUACACCUAACUUGUUAGAAGUGUAGGUUUAAAUUGUGUAACAGUUCUGAAAAAAAACCCUAUAAGGAAGUAGCAAUAUUAAGCACAUCAUUCUAUGGUACAGCUGUGUGUCUGUGCUGGCUCUCAUCUGUAACUUAAAACAUAAAAACAAAACCCAACCCAGUGAUAAAUGCUUGGAGAUUAAAGUACUUAAAUAUUAUUAGCAGUCUUUUAUAAGUUGUUCCUACAAGCUGUCACUAAUAGUUUCUAAAACAAGAACAAAGUGCUGCAAUGCUUAAAACAUACUGAAGCUUUUUUCUAGUUGGCUUCAGUUUCCAUGGAUUUAACCAUAAGAUUAAAUCUUAUUAACCUAUAAAGCAGCACAUGAGGAUGUCAGGCUGGAUACAGGUAGCUCAUGUAUUUCAAGGAAACUUUCCAGUUUUGAACUCAUCUUUCCUAACUAAACACUCAAUGCCUGAAUGAUUUUUAAAGAUGAAGUAACAAUACUGUGUAGUCUCUAAUGUGUGUAUGAAAUACUGGUGUUGAGGAUUCCUUCUUUCUACUGUAAGUCAGUGACUAAAAACCCACAAAUGUUUGAAUUGCUUUCAACGAAAAUCUUUUAAUUGCAAAGGACUUGGUGUUGAGCAAAUAGCUAGCUGCUUUUUUUCUGUGGCACUUGGCUGUGUAUUAACCUUUAAGAUGCAAACUAGAAAGGAGGAGAAGGCAGACCACUUCUUAUUGGGAGGAGCAGUGUAUUUGCUUUUUGAAUUAAAAUUAUAUUGGCUGCAUGUUACACGCAGUCUUAUCUGUACUACAGUUGAAAAAAGAUGCUGUAUUAUACUGUUAUAGUUAGUGUUUGCACUUUUUAAAACGAUUCUGUAGUGGUUGACCCAGUCCUUUUGCUGGCUGAGGAGUGAGUGUUUUUGUCUUUUACUUGCUGUCUGUAUGGUGAAAUGUAACUGGUUUUAGUUCUGGUAAAUGUUAAUGAAAAAAUUGCAAAUCUCUUGGAUACAGUGCCUAAGGUGUCUGUGCAUGGGUUUCUUCUAGGAGAAAUAUUCUUCUUUCAAGCUGUGCCUAAAAAAUAAUAAUGUUAGCUCUUGCCUUUUCUCUCAGCAAAAUAUGAUCUUUAAGAGGUUAGCAUUUGUGACACUGCAAAGAAUUACUACGGAAGACUCUUCUUUGUGCCAAAUGAGUUCAAUUUUUACAAAGUAUCUUUGAACUAUGUUUGAAGAUGACUUUUGGGGUUUUUUUGCGUUUUUGUUUUUUUUUUUUUUAUUUUUAAUUAAGAGAAAAAGUAGUCAGAAAUGAGUCUGAAAUAAAAGCAUCUCAAGCAGUUGGGGUCAGGCACCAUGCAGGCACAUGGGUGUGGAAGGGGUUUCUGUGGGAUAAGCAAUACUGGAUUCAGUACACAGCAGCUUCUCUAGGAAGGCAAACCAGGCUGUACUUGUAUAGUACAGAUGGCUGGGAGCAUCUCUGUCUUUUUGAGCUUCUUUUGGACUGACAGUGCAGUGCUAAAGGUGACAAUAGUUUAAAAAAGUGAAGGUCACUUACAAAUCAAAACUAUAAAUGGGGCUGAAAAGGCAGAUCUCUUUAAAACCACUUAUCAGAGAGCUGCAUUCCAAUUCAAUGGAGCAUACAAUUGGGUGUUACUUCAGGUGUGUGAGUUGCAUUUAAGAUGAGUGGGACUGUUUGCUUUCUACUUUUUUUUAAUUAAAGGUGGCAGGUGUGCUGAGAAUACCAAGAGGAAAUUUAUCUCCCUGCUUACUUUUACCUCUGCCAUUGAAGUGUCUGUGCGUGAACCUUAAAUAAUAUUACUGAACUCCAACCCCUCUUUACAUUUGGAGUAACUUAGUGCUUUGUUACUUCUGUAAAAACUGGGUUUGCAUUCCACUUGUUUCAGUUUGUUGCCAUUCAAAAUGCUGCUUAUGCUGAAGCCUCCUGUCUAACUACAUCUGCUUCUACUGAUUGUAUUUUCUAAAUGGCUCAAUACAGAAGAGUAGAAUUUACAUUUGAGAAGGCUUCAGAAUUAAUCCUAAAGCCACAGGCAUUCUUGUCAGACACAUCUUUGCGCAAUUUGUACUUGAUAAUAAUUUCAAGUUUUGAAACCUAACAUGCUAGGACAUAGUUCUUUUCCCUCAGGAAUCAAUUCUUGCUUCUUAAAUGUUUAGCACAUUUGUGUGUGUUUACUUUCAUGAUUCAGGAGAGCAUGUGUGUGAUGUGAAAAAGGUUCUGCUAGUUUUUGAGGUCAGGGUUGUACCAAGGAACCUGAAAGUAAAAGCAGGAAUAAUGGUUUGAUGCUUGUGGUUCUCAUGCUUUCUGUGUGACUUUGAAAACUCUCAAGACUUCCCUAAAAACAGCACAGGACCUCACUUUGGCUGCAACAUGGUUUCAUCCUUGUUAGCUGACAGCUUUUCUUGCAGGACUUCUCCUAGGCUGGAUCCUAGGUAUCCAUAGCUCUUUAUGUCAAUUGCAGCUGUGUAUCCAACCUUGGAAAAACUAGGCAAGAAAAGCCAUUGGCUGCUGAGGAGCCCUCCAAGGUAGUAUGAGAAUGCUGUCGUGUGUGCAUGAUAAGAAUCUGAUAAGGUGGCAUUGUUUUGUAGCUUCAGGGUCCAGUUCUGCAAACACCAUGCAGCAGACUACUGCAAUAACAAACUGAGAAACCUUUGGUGCUCUAGUUUCUACUGAUCUUUGCAAAUUGGCUGUCAUUUUCAUAGAAAUUCUUCACAAUUAGCAAGAGUUGGCUUUUAUGUUGUCAAACUUUCAGGAUGACACUUUAUAGCUGAUACUUUGUCAGGUAACUGAGUGUUAUGGUUUGCUGUAUAUGUGCAAGAGGUACUAGAGCUAGAGUUGUGGUUUGUGCUGCAAUCUGUUCACUGUGUUAAAACAACCCAAACCAAAACCAACUAUUGCACUAGCUGUACUUUAAAGAAAAGCAAUAAUGGGAGCAUCUUGUAGCUUUUCCCUCCAGAGGUGCUGUCUGUCAUGGUCACUUCACUGUCUGUCACUUUACCAACUGUGAAUUCGGUAAAAUAUGUUGAAGAAAUUGUCCUAUGUGUUUUACUUAUUUACUUGGCACGUACAAGUUGAAUUUUUUUAUUGUCAGCCUGUGUACUAAUUAAUACAGGUGGACUAUUUACAUAACCACCCACAUAUUUAAAAAUCUAAAACCUUAUAUCUAUUUAUGGUGCUAAUAAUCUCAAAUAUUAUAAAGAGCUGUUAUUCUCUUAUUAAACAUGAACACUAAGGAAAGCUGUUGUGACACUUUUCAAUAAAAUAAAAUUUCUCUACAUUUUAAGCCUGUUCCAAAUGCUUUUUAUAUACAUACAACACUUUUCUAUUUCUGUUUUAUAUAAAAAUGGCAAAAAUACUGUUUUAAUGCAGGAAAACAUUAGGCAUGUAUAUCGUUCUAAAUUACAUGUCAAAUUCUAAAUUUUCAUACAUUUAGGAUAGCUAAUCUUCUGAAACUGUCUAAAAUAUAAGAAUUUCACUAGGUAGGAUGAAGGGACAGGCUGGCAGUUUAAAUAAAAUAAUUCUCUGGCUUCAUCAUCACUGUUGAAGCCUUGGGGACAGAGGGGGAGAGGAUGUGAAGAGGACAAAGCUUUAUUAGGAGGUCACUGAUUAUAUAGUGUAGAUGUAUAUUUCACUAAAACUUUAAAAAAAACCCAAACAGCUUGUGAUGGAUAUGACCAUGUAGCUGUCUAAAGAGCAGAAGUGAAACAACAUAAUUGUCAAGGCAGGUCACAGUAGGACAUUUAUAAAAACGUGAAAGAACCUUAAACUAGAUUGUUUUUAGGUAGUGAAACAGCAAAGUAAUAUUCUAGCUUUGUUUGAAAGCUUCACAAGCAACUUUUUCUUAAUAUGAAAAACUAUCUUAUGCCUUCUGUUUGCAGAAGUUGUUGUUGCCUUCCUCCCUGCCUUUGGUUGUGAUUUUAUUGUAUAUAAUGGACAGCACACUUCCAGAUCUUUCCAAGAGGCAUUUUUAGGCAGCAGUACCUACACUUUCUAUCCACAGAGAAUACAGAGCCUUUAGUUCUUGUUAAAGGCCCUUACUUGUGAGCUUACAGUUGUGAAGUAUCUGCCUGUGACAGGUGUGGAAAUCCUGCUGGAGUCAGCUCUUAGAUGAGCAUGAUGCCCUUAAUACAUCUGGACAUGUGAACAUGCAGAGUGGGUGCCAUGCCCAGGUGGCACUGCAGCACACCCCUCUACUCUGAAAGGGUUGUACCCCACGCUGCUAUGCUUCAAAUACUAGAAUAAAUUCUCUUUUAUCACUUCAACCUAGUACUUCAAGAAGUAAAUGGGCUUCUCUGCGAUCUAUUUGAUGGAACUUCUUUAUCAGUGCAAAGAAUAUUCCAUGUUUAGAGUAACUUAAUUUAAAGCAGAAACAAGCCCACCAUCUAGGAUGAAACCAGGGCUGGGUGGGGUUUUUGUUGUGUGAAGGUGGGUAGUCUAGUAACAAUAGUCUGGAUUGUCUUCCUACUUCUGUCCAUGCCUGCUUUUAUAGUAGGACCCUUGGAAAAGCCAAAGAUUGAACAAAGUCAUCCAUAAUAGUCCUAAGCCACAUUGAAAUAUAACUUUCCUAUUGUAAUUACUAGAUGUUUCAGAGAAAAUUUACUGUAUUUUUUUAAUUUACAAAAAAAGUGCAAUACUUACAGAAUAUUAAGAGGCAAAUGGCUGCAUGUUUCAAUGCCCUGCAAAAACAAAACCUUUAUGAGCAUGUGACAUGCACUUCACCAAUGUGGGGUUUCUUUAGCUUUAGCUGCUGUGUUACACAAACAUUUUUCAGUGCAUUAGUGUAACUCAGAACUUUCAAAUACUUUCAAUGUGCUUUUGACAAGGAGAGUGUUUUUUAUGAAUAAAGUGCCUGUGGAAGUAAAAAUCCAAAAGUUGCGUGCAAGCUCAAAUAAAGCAUGUAAAACCACAGCCCAUACUUGAAGAGAAUGGGUGCUAAGUCAGCAGCUGCAGAGAACAGCUGGUCAACAGUCCUAAGCCGUGGUGGGACUCAAAGAUUAAGUUUGAGCAAAGAAUAUUAUGUUGCUUUUGAGAGUUUACUGUGCUAAUUAAACUUUCAAUGCUUCUGCUUGGGCCUUAACUCUGUAACUUGGUUAUCUUUAAGGAGAAAUUAGUUCCUUUGAACUAUUCUAUUUUUAAUGUUUUUUUCAUUAUAGUCUUUACUCUGCUGGGGAUGUUUUUUUGCUUGUUAUGUGGAGCUAUUUUUUGACCUGUUAGAAGUGGAGUCACCAAAGGCUUUGAUUACUCAGUUAGGGGUAAAAGAGUUUGAAGAAUGGUGUUUCCUUAAGUGCAGAAUUAAAGGGGGUGUAUUUUUUAUUACACUGAUGCUAGGACUGAACAGGAAGGACUUCCAUGGAAAGUACUAUAGUGCUAAAGCUUGUAUAUGUAGUUAUUGGAGUAUGCAGAAUAUUAGUAAAGUACUUGGAUAUGUUUUGCUAUUAAUUUCAUGCUUUUAAAAGAGGCUAUUUGGUUCUAAUUUAAAUUGGAGAAACUGAUUUUAAUGUUGCAACAGCUAUUAUUUUAACUUGAAAUAUCUACUGGUAUGUUAGAGGAAAAGUAAUAUUUUAUCACUUAGCAUUUGGAAAUUAAUCACAUUUUCUAUCAAAAUUAAUGUGCAAUUUAAUCUCUGGACAUCCUAGAAUUGGCUAUAUGCCACUGAAACCAAACUUUCAGCUGCAUACAUAGGGAAGGAAGGCAUUUUUUAAAUCUAGUUCAGCUUCUUGAUGAGACUGAGAAGGAAGUGGGGCUAGAUUACUCUUGUACAAAGAAAACAGACAAAAACAGUAAUGUGUUUCAGCUGUGCUGAAUACCUUAGCUUCUUAUUUUUACACUACAGAAUUUAAACUUUUCUGGAGACUCAGAUAUAAAAUAUCUUUAGUUCAGCUAAAUUUUCAUCUGUUUUUAUAUAUUUUUUCUAAUAGAAGCAUUUUAUUUGUAUACAUUGUAAUUAGCUGCUGAAUUUCUGCCAAAUAUGGAGAAAAUAAAAGCUGAAUUCUAUUCUGCCAGUCUAAAUCUGUUCUUAGUUUUUAUCUUUUGUUCAGUCCGUGGCUGGUAAAAUGUCCACUUGCUGUUUAGAUUAAAGAGACAGUUGCCUUAAUCGCUCAGAGGAAAACUGAACUUGACUAUUUAAAGCUUUAUGUAUUUCUGAAAUUGCUGUAACUUCUGUAUAAUUGCAAUAAAACCUUUUUAAUGCAGUUCAGCCACUA
Molecule: messenger RNA, 12146 nt
Organism: Melospiza melodia melodia
Lineage: Eukaryota; Metazoa; Chordata; Aves; Passeriformes; Passerellidae
Gene: SGMS2
Product: sphingomyelin synthase 2
Exons: 6
Coding region: 515-1612 (365 amino acids)
Biological process (GO): sphingomyelin biosynthetic process; ceramide biosynthetic process
Cellular component (GO): plasma membrane; endoplasmic reticulum membrane; Golgi membrane
Molecular function (GO): sphingomyelin synthase activity; ceramide cholinephosphotransferase activity
Source: RefSeq, a predicted model, not a curated record